Messenger RNA from Acanthoscelides obtectus, 492 nucleotides. NCBI's taxonomy places the organism in Eukaryota, Metazoa, Arthropoda, Insecta, Coleoptera, Chrysomelidae. The record is from the annotation of a GenBank genome assembly.
AUGUUUAAUUUUUUCAGAUGUUGUGUGUGUAUCAAAUGUGAUUAUUAUAACUUGGUAUGGAAAAGAAAAUUGCUUUGGGUUCCUGAAAAGGGAACCCUAACUGGUGAAAGAUACGUGGAAUUUAUGUCAGAAAUUCUGACUAAUUUCUUAGACGAAUUGGAUCUUAUAAGUACACAUCAUCUGCAUUUUCAGCAAGAUGGCGCACCUGCCCACAACUCCAGAGAUAUACUGGGCGUCAUAAGUACUGUUCCUGGGUUGUUUUGGAGAUGUAAGAACUGCAUUCCUAACUGCAUUGUAAUAAAUCAGGAUGAUGUUAAGAAUCUACUGAGUGGCAAAAUUGACGAGGCCAUGGCUUCUUUCAAGAAUCAAGUCACGAAAUUAUCUGCUGAUAUAUCAAGAUCUAUGAAAUCAUCUCAUGCAGUACCUUCUGUCAACAAGCCUGUAGUAUCCUAUGCCGAAGUCGUUAGAAACAAGACCCAGCCAGCAGGCUAG